AUGCCCAUGGGGCCUCCUUCUGGACAUAGCCCUGGUGGCAGUCCAUCCGGUCCGCCCAAUGCUUCCAUAGCCCCAGCUCCGUCGUCGUCGGCUCCCGAACCUGGCGCUGCCGGCGACGGAAGAAAAGCAAAGCGUGAGCUUUCUCAGUCGAAGCGUGCGGCGCAAAACAGAGCUGCGCAGAGAGCAUUCAGACAGCGCAAGGAGGGCUAUAUCAAGAAGCUUGAGCAGCAGGUGCGAGAUUACGCCGAGAUGGAGCAAACGUAUAAAGUCGUGCAGGCCGAAAACUACGCCCUGCGUGAGUACGUUAUCCAUCUUCAAUCGAGGCUCAUUGAUACCCAAGGAGAGUAUCCGCCUCCGCCGCCCAAUGUGAAUCUUUCCCAGUCCUCCGCCGCCCAGCCUCCUCCUGCCAGUGCACCCGAGCCAGCGCCAAACCCUGGAGUUGGAACGCCGCUUGAAGCUGUUGCCCAGGCCGUAGCUGGUCUUGCUGCCCAGGAGCAAUUGGCCGAAUCCCAAGGGCGAUACCCCAGCCCCGAAUAUAAGCCUGAGCCACGCGAUGAAGAUAGUCGCACAGUCGACGAAAUCAACAGACAACUUCACCAACAGAGCGAAGAAAACUCUGGUCGACCGGCGGAUGUGUAG
Metarhizium robertsii ARSEF 23 is the source of this 639-nucleotide messenger RNA. RefSeq names its product DNA binding domain-containing/Basic-Leucine zipper transcription factor domain-containing protein. Lineage: Eukaryota; Fungi; Ascomycota; Sordariomycetes; Hypocreales; Clavicipitaceae. The record is from RefSeq and is a predicted model, not a curated record. Gene Ontology annotation, molecular function: DNA-binding transcription activator activity, RNA polymerase II-specific; transcription cis-regulatory region binding. Gene Ontology annotation, cellular component: RNA polymerase II transcription regulator complex. The transcript has 2 exons. The coding region runs from base 1 to 639 and encodes 212 amino acids.